Molecule: messenger RNA, 598 nt
Organism: Naegleria gruberi
Lineage: Eukaryota; Heterolobosea; Eutetramitea; Acrasida; Naegleriidae
Product: rhodanese homology domain-containing protein
Exons: 2
Coding region: 81-545 (154 amino acids)
Cellular component (GO): mitochondrion
Molecular function (GO): thiosulfate-cyanide sulfurtransferase activity
Source: RefSeq, a predicted model, not a curated record
CACCAAUUCUUAAAAUAAAUUCCAAAUCGUUGAUCAUAAAUACUGGAACCAUUAGGAGAUUUAAUACAUCCUCUAUUAAUAUGCAAUUCAGUUUUAUUACAAAGCAACAAGUUGAACAACUAAUCAAGGAAAAGACUCCGGUAGAAGAUUUUAUUUUAAUUGAUGUGAGAGAACCAUCAGAAUUUAAUUCAUCUGAACUUCCUCCAAUUCAUUCAUCAGCUUACAACAUACCUGUAGGUGAUUUAGGACCUGCUUUUUUGACCUUGGAUAAUAAGCAAUUUAAACAAACAUAUGGAUUUGAAAAACCUAAUGUUCACUCUGAUUCUACUCUUGCAUCUAGUGGUUAUGGUGGUGUUUCACAUGCUUUUAUUUCAUCCAAAGCUAAAAAAUCUAUCUUUGGAGAUGAUGAAACAAUCUCUAAGAAGAUUAUUGUCUAUUGCAAAUUAGGAGGAAGGGCACAAAUGGCUGCUCAAACCCUUUCUGAAUUAGGCAUUGAAAAUGUUUAUUGUUAUAAAGGAAGUGCAAGUGAAUGGUGGAGUAAAUAAUUUAUUAAUAACAUUCCUAUCAAGUAAAUUUAUUAAAAUGCAUUUUAAUACGU